GUGAGACGUGUCAGCAUAGAUGUUGAUGCGGUGAAGAGUGAUUGGAUGUUGUCCACGUGAUGUUAGGGUGUCGGUUUGUAGCAUGCGGACGUGGCUAGAGGAUCUUGAAGUUGCUGAUGACACAGUGUACUCGGGGAAGAUAUGGUCUCAUGUUGAUGACACAGCAUACUUGGGGAAGAUAUGUGACAGGUUGCGCGAGUCGAUCAACAACUCGCUUUCCUUUGGGCUGUACGGUCCGGACGGCCAGCAGGUGGGGUUCGUACGGGUGGUCUCAGACUACGUACGAUUUGCUUGGCUCAGCGAUCUUUACAUCUUGGAAGAGCAUCGUCACAAAGGCCUAGGGAAGUGGUUGGUGAGCACUGCGAUGGCGUACCACAUGGUGGCGGAUGUCGAUUGCUGGGUUCUGGCGUCAAGCAACGAGCAGGAGUUCUUCAGUAAGUUUAGUUUCGAAUCCGUAAGCGGUCCGCGAUUCAUGGCCCGAGAGAAGUUUGGCAACAGCAGUGGGGAGAAUGGGCUUGGCGACCUCGGCCUCUCAGCUAGCCGGAGGAGCAUUUUGGCGCUACCCAUGUCUGUAGCACCACUGAAGGUUAUAAGCCACCGGAAGCCGUCAAAUUUGGGCAAUUGCACCGAGAUACCUGGCUCCGAGUACUAGUGGUGAGAGCAGCGACCUCUCCCUGGCCCWCMWCGAUWCCGWGKACCUCGCGAUACACGAGUGKGAUCAACUCUCUCUCUCUCUCUCUCUCUCUCUCUCUCUCUCUCUCUCUCUCUCUCUCUCUCUCUCUCUCUCUCUYUCUCUCUCUCUCUCUCUCUCAUUUCCCCCCCGCUUCCCGGCGGGUUACAUGCGAUCCUCACCACCGUGGUCUUUGUUCUGUGCUUGAUCUAUUUCUGUGUGCGGUUCUUGAGUCCUUGCUGCAAUUGCUCUGCGCGCACUCUCGCACCGCCAGUUUUUGAGUCGCCUCCUCUGCCUGCUCUCUUGACGCUCACCUCAACAAACAAGUUCUUUGCAGCUUUGCUUCAAUUUUGCUUUUCCCACAAAGAGUUAUUCCGGGUGACCUCGUGAUGAACACUUCUUCCGGAAGUUUUUCAAUUGCUGUGGAGCUUCUUCGUGUUCAAGCUCUUCGAUGCAGCACUCGAAAGCUGUGCGGCGGCAGUGAGCACAUUUUCGCCUCAUGCUGCAGGUCCUGUGGCUGUGCUGCAAACACGCCAGCACACGUCUGCAACGUCGCAGACUUUGGAUUGCAAGAAUGAUCGGACGAGAACUGGCUGCGAAUUAUGUCAGCGCAUGUCUUCAGUAUUGCUGUAGCUGUGCUGCAAAACAUCCCAGUGCAUUCCUGUAAUACUACUGUGUUUGCAUGCACACGCGCUUUGAAGAAUCAUAGGAGGCCAGACAAGAAGUGGUAAGAAUGGAGAGGAGGAAAGGACAUGGGAGAGUGAGAGGGGGAGGGGAAAUUCUAGUGGCUUGGAGUUCGCCUGCAUGGUCAUAUGCACACAAUAAACAUGCAGUUGUAUG
This is a messenger RNA of Chara braunii, 1510 nucleotides long. The record is from the annotation of a GenBank genome assembly. NCBI's taxonomy places the organism in Eukaryota, Viridiplantae, Streptophyta, Charophyceae, Charales, Characeae.